Molecule: messenger RNA, 1026 nt
Organism: Peronospora belbahrii
Lineage: Eukaryota; Oomycota; Peronosporomycetes; Peronosporales; Peronosporaceae
Source: the annotation of a GenBank genome assembly
AUGUCAGACCACGAGGAUGCGGCCGUCACAAUGUCCACAAGUUGGCGUUAUUGUAUGCACAUUGCGUAUUAUGGAACAGAAUAUGUCGGGUGGCAACGACAGCAACAUGAGAUGAAAAGCAGCUCGGGCCACGAUAGUGUUCAGGAAGUGGUAGAGGCCGCAGUAACGGAGACACUGGGGACUGCUCAGCGUGUCAAUGUCACUGGAGUCAGUCGCACGGAUGCAGGCACUCACGCACUCUAUCAAUUUGGGUUCAUCCGUCUCGACUCGGAGCUGCAAAUGUCGUUGACAGAGCUGAAAGAUCGAGUCAAUGACAAAUUAGGGGAUGGUCGAGUGGUGGUGCUGGACGUGACAAUUCCAGUCACGGGCCCCGCGCGGAUUCGGUCACGCUACAAAAAAUAUAUUUACUAUUUGCAGCAGGGAAACCGACCUGAUUUGGAACUAGGCAAGUACUCUUGGUUUCUUGGAAGAAGAUUAGACAUUCAGCGGAUUCGUGACGCGCUCAAGUUUUUGGAGGGCACGCAUGACUUCAGGCCGUUCUCGCAGGGAUUACUGAAGCAAGAGUUGAAGGAUAUGAAAACAGUGCGUACAAUUAUGUCGACGAAAGUAGUUGUUCGACGGAACGUGAACUUUUCUCUCGAUCCUGAUGUGUGUGGUAGUGGUGAAAUCAUCGACACUGCAGACAUCUACCGAGACGCAAAAUAUGCCACGGAAACGCAUAGACCUGAUGACACAAUGACAAUCACAGCAGGCGAGCUCAAGAAGUGGAAGGUCGGGCAAGCAGAUAUUGCACCUGUGCAUUUUGUUUGCAUUGAGCUUGUGGCCAACGGCUUUUUAAGGCACAUGGUACGGCGCAUUGUUGGAACGUUGCGACCAAUAGGUGAGGGCACCCAGCCACCUUCCCUACUGGAACAUGUGCUAGCAAGUGAAGUCCCACCUGGACCAUCCGCACCGGCAAAGGCUCUUUGGUUACAUCGUACGUGGCUCACGCAAGAUCAGUAUGACGCAGAUUCUGCAGCGGAAUAG